Molecule: messenger RNA, 2172 nt
Organism: Dissoconium aciculare CBS 342.82
Lineage: Eukaryota; Fungi; Ascomycota; Dothideomycetes; Mycosphaerellales; Dissoconiaceae
Exons: 3
Cellular component (GO): nucleus
Source: RefSeq, a predicted model, not a curated record
CGGAGGGAUAGCAAAUCUACCUCGACAACAGAAAAGCAUUGCGGCAGUGAGACCACAUUGCUUUCGGGGGACUGUCGCGCAACAAUCCCCGAACGUGGCUCCGUGGCCCGAACUCCCAAUAGCCAGGCGCUAUCAAUGUCGGAAUUCGACAAAUCGCAAAACUUCGAUGCCUAUGCGACAGGCCCGCGUGCCGAUCAGGCACACUCUUAUACCGGAUUCGCUCCUCACACAACGUAUGCUGGCGAAUAUGUUCUCCCUCAGGCGCAGGCAUCGUCGGGUUUGACUCAACACUCUUCUAACAAUAUCGGCCUCAUUUCCUCUGCUCAACAAUACGGUGCGCAUGAUCAAGCAUACUAUGGUCAGCAGGCUGGUCAUUAUCCUACAUAUCUUCAGACAAUGCCGCGUUCGUCGCCUCAAGAAAUCACAUACACUCCAGUGCAAGGUCAAGAAGGCACCCGCAUCAACAUUUUUUUGCGAAGUGUCUACGAUUUCGACGCGCCGCCUGUAGCUCCGCUCGUCAUGUUUGGCCACAAGCGAUGCGAAACCGUGGUUAUGAAAACUGGCCAACAAAACAACAGUUAUCAAUAUGCGAUCUCCACAGACGUGCCUGCUCUGUCCUCGACGAAUUCUCCCUCAACGUUGGUUCCAAUCCAUCUAGUAUUGGAUGAUGGAUCUAGCGGGAUUCCGUGGCAAGAGCCAUCAAUCGAAUUGGGCACCUUCAGCUAUCUUGAUGGCUUCAAUUAUCAGCUCGAUUCCCCUCAAAUGCCGACUCAACAGCUGCAACCUCGAAAGCGUAAGUUGUCUCCAGAAGGAUCCCCGCGUCGGUCGCCUACCAAGAAGCCCUCUUUGCAACAUCUUGGUGGCCCAGUCAUGAAUUCGACAUCUCCCUUCCGGCGACCAAGCGCGCCUGAGAUGUUCCACGGGCGUCGGUUCAGUAACUUCGGGAUUGAAACACAGUCGUCUUACGCUCCUCCAGUACCGCGGAUCCCAUCAUUAUACGCCUCGCAGGCAACGACUUCGAUGCAACCUGGACACAGUCCAUUGCUCCAUCAACCACCUAAUCCUCACUCCGCAGUGGGGCAUAGCCCGUCGCACGGACUUUCAACGGUCGGCAGAAGUUCACAGCUGAUGCCGUCUCCGGGCAACGGAGCCAAUCCUCCAUUAAUCCGGACACCUACUAACCAAAGAUCGCCAACUGCUCCAAUGUUGACGGGAUUCAAUCAGUAUGCAAAUGUCUCGCUGGAGUACAAGGCUAGCCUUGAGAUCCAGGGUAAUCUGGAAAGCAUGGCCGACAAAUGGACCGAGGAAGAGUGGGAAGUGAAGCGACGCCUCGUUCAAUUUCACCGCACGCAAUCUGGAAGCGUCAUCACCGCCACCUUUGAGUCUGUCGCCUUGGAGGAUCGCGUUCCCAACAGUACCUGUGUGAGUUGUAUCUGGUGGGAGGAGAAGGGUGCCUGUUAUGUCACCUCUGUGGACACUAUUGCCCUACUGGAAUCUUUGGUCGCCGUUCGAUUCACUGUCGAGGAGAAGAAUCGUAUCCGCCGUAACCUGGAGGGCUUUCGACCCGCCACUGUCUCCAAGGCCAAACCAGAGAGCGAGGAGUUUUUCAAAUUGAUCAUGGGGUUCCCAAACCCCAAACCGCGGAACAUCGAGAAAGAUGUCAAGGUCUUCCCUUGGCGUAUCCUUGCUGGAGCGCUGAAGAAGAUCAUCAGCAAAUAUGCAAUGGACUCGACCAUGGACCAUCAUUCGACCGUUUCGCCACAUUCAUCCGUGAGUUCUGGCACAUCGUCAUACGGUCACACGUACGCUCCCGUCAUGGUGGGCAACGCAUAUGCAUCUCACGGGGCGGCUGCUGUCACCGGACUCGGGAUCGGUCCAUCACAAUCCAUGGUCAUGCCCAACCCGGGGGUAGCACAGCCCAACGGGUCCAACUCAUGGCAGCCUACCUCUCCGAAUUUUCAACCAGAUCUUACGGCAGCAAACCGUGCGUGGUACUUGGGCAGCUAUCUCGAUACAUCGCCAGCAUCGGCACUCCCAGGUAUGGGACAGGCGGUCCCAUACCAGCAACGAAUUCCGUCUUUGACCGGGCCAUCAUACAUCUCCGACGAUUCCAGCAAGUUUGCACCCUUACAUGAAUAUGAUGCGCAGAGUCAUCCGGCCCCCUCCUCGUGA